Rotaria socialis is the source of this 1089-nucleotide messenger RNA. NCBI's taxonomy places the organism in Eukaryota, Metazoa, Rotifera, Eurotatoria, Philodinida, Philodinidae. The record is from the annotation of a GenBank genome assembly.
AUGGAAAGAAUUACUGAGAACAACAACAUCUGGAAGUACGCUAAGUCAAAUUUUAAACCUUUUGCACCACCUUUUAAAGGCUUAACUACACACCAAGGAAAGAUAACAGAUCCAAAGGAAAUUGCUGAUACUCUCGCGAAUCAUUACGAGCAACACUUCUCAACACCUCAACAUGACAUGCGCAAUCAAACGCAUCAACAAGCCAUAGAUGUUUGUAACAACCUGGCAUAUCUACCACCAAUACCUCUAACGCAAAUAAAAUAUGAAGAAGUUCUACAAGAAUGGAAAAAGAUGCUACCCAAAAAAUCGAGCGACAGUACUGGGACAUCAGCUUUCAUUCUAAAAAAACUGCCAAUUGAAUAUCUUGCAACAAUAACCGUAUUAUUUAAUAAAUGUGCAUCGAAUGGCGCAUUUUUUGACGCAGGAAAAAUUGCUAAAACUAUUUGUCUUUCCAAAGAUGGAUUAUACCCUACAGAAAGCAAAUUGCGACCGAUAUCUCUACUGCCCAACCUCGCUAAGUUGUUUGAACGAAUCAUACAUAAGAGAAUAUUACAAUGGUGCCACGACCACAAUAUAGCUGUGGACGAACAAAGUGGCUUCACUAAAGGUAGACGUUUACAAACCAGAAUACUGUCAAUAGUUGAAAAUCUACGACUUACAAUAGCAGCUUGUAAUAGACCUGCACUAACAAUAUUCGUGGAUUUUCUAUCUGCAUUUGAUCGUAUGUGGUACCCGGCCUUAAUUAAAAAUCUACAGGAGCUCGAUAUGCCCAUAGCUUUACUAAAAUGGAUUCACUCAUGGCUACAAAAUAGAUACCUAUAUAUCUCAUAUGGUGAAGCAAAUUCAAGAACAAUCAAGAUGAAUGUCGGUGCUCCACAAGGUUCUGUUCUCGCAGCAACGCUGUUCAAACUACACAUCCACUUCCUCCCUUCAUUUCUAGCUGAAUUCAAUACACACUUGUUUGCAGAUGACUUAGCAAUAGUCAUACCUGGUUCACUUGAAAAGCGCUUCUCACUGAACAUUGAUGAAAUAGAAGAACGCGCAAAAGCGUAUACAUUUCGACGAAACUUGGCUGGGGUCUAUUCAUAA